Messenger RNA from Doryrhamphus excisus (bluestripe pipefish), 3364 nucleotides. The record is from RefSeq and is a predicted model, not a curated record. NCBI's taxonomy places the organism in Eukaryota, Metazoa, Chordata, Actinopteri, Syngnathiformes, Syngnathidae.
UUGAAGACUGAACAUUAUAUUUAACUUUUUCUACGACUGGGCGAUAUAUAUCGUUUUUUUAUGAUAUCGAUAUUUAGUUUAAGCACAAUAUCAAAACCAACCAUAUCGUUGAUAUCGAUAUAGACUGGAUUUGUGUUGUAUCUCCCUCAUGCCUAAAUUCGUAGCCCAUGAACUAUCGUUAGCAUUAGCGGCUAAUGGCGGAGCUAAUGUGCUUGAAUGUUCGUCGCGUAGGUCUUUAGAAAAGCCAAGUGUAUACGAUUGUUUGCGUGAUUAAAGUAAUGCAAGUAAUUUAAUACCAAUCUCGAACUAUAAAUGGGAAAACUCACUUUUUUCCAUCGGCUAGCCAUGACUGCACAUCAAACUUUGGAAACGUCGGCGCUUUUUAGUGACGUCACCCACAGAUAAACGCUGCGUAUCUCUAUGAUGAAGGACUAUCACCGUCAAAACUUACUGUACAUUGUUGCGCUGGGCUACAGAGUAUCACGGCGCAAGAUGGCCACGGAGCUUUCCUCUAGAUGUGGGAACUGCCCCCCAAGAAUUCAGAUGAUUACUCCUCAGGUUCAAAUGCUAAUGUGUAUGCAAGUCCAUUGAAAAUGGAAGUAGCAGCAGCAGCUGGUGGAUUACUCAUGGAAGUACACACACACAUGUUAUUAUUAUUUAUGAGGUAUAGUUGGAGAAAGUAAUAUUUGAAAUGUUUUAAUCAGAUUCAUUAUGAUUAUCUAAUUCAUUAAUCAUGAGUAAUCAGCAUGUGUCAUUAUGUCUGAAAUAUGCCCAUUUUUACUGUAUUUUUAUUGAAAGAAAGACAAAUUAUAGAGCAGGAUUAUGUAUAUUUGUAUGUAUUAACAGCGCCAACAUCUACAUCAAAUUAAGAAAACCCACACAUGUCUGAAAAUCUAGCAAAUGUCUCCCACGGAGAGCAGUGGUUUGAUUACAAAAGGCAUUGCAGUGGCAAUGGUAUUUAUGGAGGUGUGUUUGUAUUUGUUGCCAUGACAAAUAUUCUUCUAGAAAGGUGCCUGAUGCUGUUAAUGCUGGAAUAGGACUUCUACUUAGCAUGCAAGCAGAAUGAGAUGAAUGGCGAAUGUGCCGGUAUUUUGAUAAUUUCUGAAAGGGGACAAAAUCCACCCCCCACUUCCUCUGUCCCUCCCUGCCACCUCCUUCUCUUUCUCUCCCUCUCUCUCUCUCUCUCUCUCUUUCCGAGUCCCAGCCCCUGAAGGUGUCAUAACUGUGCUUGCUCUCCCUCUCUCACUCACUCUCUAUCACCGCCUUUCACAUCUUUAAAAGCUGCUGCUUCUGCUGUGGCUUUCUCGAUCUCCGUUUGUCUCCUCUGGCACUGCAGGGAACUCAACUGGCAAAGCACCAAGGAGAGCUACUGUAUAGAAGCGGGUGGGAGAGAAAGAAAGAAAGAGAGAAAGAAAGAAAGAGAGAGAGAGAUAACAGAAAUAGCAUCAACCACAUUUACCUGUCAGUGUGUGAGUGUGGAGAAUUUGGAGAAAUGCAUUUGCUUUGUAACUUAACUAGCGUUGUUUUAUUGCUAAUGGUUCACUGUGGAUGGCGGACAGGGGCCAGUCGUUUGGGCCCCUACAAGGUUUGUCCCAGCUGCAGGGAUCCACUCGGUGCUGGGAGGCCCCCCAGGGAGCACAAUGUGGCAGGCAGCACAACGGUGUUGGCCCAGGGAGAACCCUGUGGCGUGUACACCCUGAGCUGUGCCAAGGGGCUCCGCUGUGUUCCCCCGCCGAGGGAGCACAGCCCCCUUCAGGCUCUGUUGCAGGGUAGGGGCAUUUGUGCCAAGCACAGCAGGACAAGUCCCACUGAGAGGCCCCACCCCACAGGUCCUCAUCCUUCACACAGCGGUGACAUUGAAAAAGCACCGUGCCGCAAAAUGCUCAACAGUGUCCUGAGAGGUUUGGAGCUGACAAUCAUCCAGUCUGACCGUGACAUCUAUAUACCCAACUGUGACACCCGCGGGUUCUACAGGAAAAAGCAGUGCCGCUCCUCCAAAGGUAUGCAGCGUGGCCACUGCUGGUGUGUGGAUGAGCUCGGCACUCCAGUGCCCUCACGUGCCAGAGAAGAUGGUGUUUUACCAUGCGAUGGAGAGUGAGAGACGAGCAUGUGCUAUUGUCAAAACGCCUGCAGGAAGAGGAAGAGGAGGUGGAGAAGGGAGCACAGGGAGAGGGGAAGCUUUAUCAUGGGCUAGACACUGCCUGGACAGGAGGUAGCAGCCACUCCCGAUGGGAAACACACACUUCAUGUCCUCUUUUGAAGAAUGACAAUACAGCCACCUGAAUGUCCAACUGUUACAGCAAUGUUGCCAUCUCGAUACACAGCAUGAUAACGGUCCGUGAACUUCCUCAAUGAUCCAAGCCGUAUUACUGCAAAGAAUCUCCCUAUUCCCUGCCUCUUGUUCCGGCUUUCUAGUUCCUUUUUUUUUUUCAAUUUAGGAUAGCUGACACUGCCUGUGUUUGUUCUGACCUCAGUGGGCUGAAAUACUGUUACGCAGGUGAUGUGACACCAACGUGUGUCAGCCUCACCAUCCUCUCUCCCUCUCUCCAAAGAUACACUGAUAUCAACGUCUCUUAGAAUAAUUUAUUUGGGGGGUCUGUUUUCCAUUAAUUACUGCUUUAAGCUUACAAUACCUUAUAUAUUUGUGUGUGUCGUGUCUGAAAAGAAAGUAAAAAUGAAAAUUACACAGGAUGCUUCUGUUGGUUUUAUUUGUCAAAUUGGUGUGGUGACUGCUUAUCAGUUGAUUGUUUGUACAUUUGUUGGACUUUUGUGAUUGACUGUGUUUUGAAGUAGCAAGCAAAAAGCGUACGGCUGUUAUCCUUUUCCAAAAAAAAAAAAAAAAUUGUAAGGCAUAUUUUUAUACACGUCAAUAUAUUUUAUAUAUGAAUUAUUGGUUUAUUUAAUGAACUACAGUAUAAUGCCAUGUAUUUUUAUAUUGCCAGCUAUUUGUUAUUUAAAGACAGAGAUUAUUUUGUUUCAUGUAGGGGAAGUGCAGUGCUUUCAGGGCACCUUUAUGGCUAAACUAAUCAAAGAUCAAUUCAACUACUGUACAACUUUUGGUUAUAUCUCAUGGUUUUAUUUCCUUAUUUGUGUUUUUUUUUUUUUCAUUUUAAAACUGAGAAUGUCUAUUAUACUAUUGUGUUUUCUCAUACUACUUCUGAUUUCAAUAUGUAACAAAAAAAAAAUGUUUCCCAAGUCUUGCCAAAGCCAUGUCGAUUGUGUGCUAAGUGUGAUUAGAAUUGAUUCCAUUUCUGACCAAUCUUGUUGUGCCAAUGUGUUAACCGUGAUGGAUUGUCUGCGCAAAAAGGACAUUAAACAUAAUGAUAAUAAUGAUAAAUACAGACACAAAUAAAUAAAGCAUAUA